UUCUCUCGCAUUUCUCUCGCAUUUCUCUAGCAUGGCCCGGCAGGGAGUUGUGCUGGACCAGGACCAGUUCUGCUGUUCCAUCUGUCUGGACCUCUUAAAGGAUCCUGUCACCCUCCCCUGUGGUCACAGUUACUGUAGCAGCUGUAUCGAGGGCUGCUGGGACCAGUGUGAGCAGAGGGGAGUCUACAGCUGCCCCCAGUGCAGACAGAGCUACACUCUGAGGCCUGCUCUGAAGAGGAACAACAUGCUGGCUGAGGUGGUGGAGAAGCUGAAGGAGACAGGAGGAGCCCAGGCGGCCCCCUCUGAGCUGACCAGUCCAGCUGGGCCAGGAGAGGUGACCUGUGACCUCUGCACUGGGCCAGGGAAGGAGAAAGCGCUCAAGUCCUGUCUGAUGUGUUUGUUGUCCUACUGCCAGACUCACCUCCAGCCCCACUACCAUUCUAAGAUGAAGAAUCACAAGCUGGUGGAAGCCACGUCUGGACUGAGUCUGCAGGAGAUGAUCUGCUCCAGUCAUGACAAGCUGCUGGAGGUCUUCUGUCGGACAGACCAGCAGUGUAUAUGCAUUCUGUGUACCAUGGAAGAACAUAAAGGCCAUGACACGGUGUCAGCCAAAACUGAGAGGAAGGAGAAACAGGACAAGCUGGUUCUGAGUCAGCAGGAAGUCCAGCAGAGAGUCCAGCAGAGAGAGAAGGGGCUGAAGGAGCUCCAACAGGCUGUGGAGUCUUUCAAGCGCUCAGGCCAGGCAGCAGUGGAGGACAGUGAGAGGAUCUUCACUGAGCUGAUCCGCUCCAUUGAGAGAAGGCGCUCUGAGGUGAAGGCUUUGAUCAGAGCCCAGCAGGGGGCAGCAGUGAGUCAGGCUGAAGGACUGCUGGAGAGACUGGAGCAGGAGAUAGCUGAGCUGAAGAGGAGAGACGCUGAGCUGGAGAAGCUCUCACACACAGAGGACAACAUCCACUUCCUCCUGAACUACCAGUCUCUCUCCAGUACUAGUGUAUCUUCAGAUGUCCCCAGCAUGUCUGUUCCUCCUCUUCAGUACUUCAAACAUGUGACUGAGGUGGUCUCUGAGCUGAGAAACAAACUAGAGGAGCUGAUCCAGAGAGAGUGCUCCAACAUCUCCACCACAGUCUCCACAGUGGAGGUGUUCCUGCCUCCAGAGCCCAAGACCAGAGCAGACCUCUUACCAUAUUCCUGUCAGCUCACUCUGGACCUAAACACAGCACAUAAACGCCUUUCUCUGUCUGAGAACAGGAAGGUGACAUAUCCAAUGCAGCAGCAGCCAUAUCCUGACCAUCCAGAGAGGUUCACCAAGUACAGUCAGGUGCUGUGUAGAGAGGCUCUGUCUGGACGCUGUUACUGGGAGGUGGAGAGGAGAGGUAACGGUGUUGACAUAGCAGUCUCAUAUAAAGACAUCAGCAGAACAGAGGGUAACUCUUACUUUGGUAACAAUAACAAGUCCUGGAGGUUACAGUGUUUUAGUGGUGUUUACAAGUUCAGACAUAACAGUGUUUAUACUGCAGUAGCAGGCCCUCAGUCCUCCAGAGUAGGAGUGUACCUGGAUCAUAAGGCAGGUACUCUGUCCUUCUACAGUGUCAUCUCUGACACACUGACCCUCCUCCACAGAGUCCAGAACACCUUCACCCAGCCACUCUACCCUGGGUUUUGGCUUGGUAACCAUGGUAACAGUGCAGAGAUUAUGAAGCUGUGGUAG
Messenger RNA from Osmerus eperlanus (European smelt), 1708 nucleotides. Its product is annotated as E3 ubiquitin-protein ligase TRIM16-like. Gene Ontology annotation, molecular function: protein binding; zinc ion binding. The coding region runs from base 32 to 1708 and encodes 558 amino acids. Lineage: Eukaryota; Metazoa; Chordata; Actinopteri; Osmeriformes; Osmeridae. The record is from RefSeq and is a predicted model, not a curated record. The transcript is spliced from 6 exons.